UUUCAGUAUCCGGUAAAGAAGAUAUUAUUUUGAAUGAGAGCUGUAUCGCUCUCUCGUGCUGUUGAUUGGCUGAAAUCGCUACAGUUAUUCAUCUCUACACAUUCUGUUAUCGGCAAGCGUACAAUUGCCGCUUUAUGUACUAGUCGUCAAUUGGCAUUAUAUACUAACAUACGGCAUGUACGUGCACGUCUGGACACAUCCUCAAACAUUGAGAGCAAAUCAUUAUAUUCAUCGGAAGCAUCAAAUAAUUCGAACGAUGUUCCAGUUGUGAAAGCUUUCGUACAUAGUCCCGAAAAUUCCAACAAUCCAAUUAUAGCAGUUUGUUGGGAUGGUGACAGCAAAUGUAAUCGAUUAAAGGAGCAUCCAGGACGAUCGAUAACGAAGGCUGAAAUUGAAGCCAUAUGCUUAGCACUGAAGCAAGCAAUUUUUCAAAUGAAUUUGCCUUGUAUCCAUAUUGUUACGAAUUCGAAAUUCGUCUGGAAGCAUUUUGGUAAGAUGUCAUUAUGGUGGAGCUUGGACGAAUUUCUACAAGAAAAGUCGAUGACGUUUAAUUCCUGUUUAACAGAAGCUGGAGAUCUGUACCGGUUAUUGCACAUGGUUGAUGCUACGAUCGAAUACAGUUCUUCCGUUGAGGAAACAGCCAAAAGAUUUUUCGAAAAUUUACUGGGCAAGAAAGUAAAUGAGCAGAAAUCUGAUAUAAUUUCAGAAAACAAGCUCACUACAAAAAUUCCUUCAUCCACAGCAACUGUGGCAAAAGUGCAGAAAAAAGGCAUAGGUUUAUUUGUACCAGAAACAUCAUCUGCAGCCGAUUCGAAAAACUAUGUUUCUGAAAACCUGUUGAGUGGCAGUGUUCCUAUUGUCUAUACCUGUGGCGUUUUGCACACCGAAGGAAAUGAAAAGAAACACGUCAAAGCAGGUUGUGGUGUUUACUGGCCACAUGCGCAGGAGCUCGGUAUCGGCAGACGUUAUAAUUUUUAUCCAGUAACUUUGGUUCGAUGUCAGUUACAGGCUAUAAUUGACGCUCUUCAACAGGCCGUGGAUCAAAAUUACCGUAGUAUUGUCCUUCGUACUGACUGUGUUUCUUUUUUGGUUCACCAUUCACGUCAGUGGUUGAAAGCUAAUGGUUCCUACGUGAGGUAUCAUGAUCAGUAUCUGAGAAUCAUGGAUUUAUGCAAAGAUAUCAAAGUUAGAUUUCAACCAGCAAAUGAUCGAAUAGCUUUAAGUCAAGCGGAAGCACUGGCUGAAAAUGGUGUUUGCUUACCGAUGCCAUCAAGAAAAUCUCGAAAGAAAAUGUACGAUAGUAAAACUUCAUUUGUUGCUGAUGUCAAAUGUUCUUUGUAG
Molecule: messenger RNA, 1341 nt
Organism: Loa loa (African eye worm)
Lineage: Eukaryota; Metazoa; Nematoda; Chromadorea; Rhabditida; Onchocercidae
Exons: 9
Coding region: 34-1341 (435 amino acids)
Molecular function (GO): nucleic acid binding
Source: RefSeq, a predicted model, not a curated record